Paralichthys olivaceus (Japanese flounder) is the source of this 1641-nucleotide messenger RNA. It is a transcript of the gene rpf1, whose product is annotated as ribosome production factor 1 homolog. The record is from RefSeq and is a predicted model, not a curated record. NCBI's taxonomy places the organism in Eukaryota, Metazoa, Chordata, Actinopteri, Pleuronectiformes, Paralichthyidae. Gene Ontology annotation, molecular function: rRNA primary transcript binding. Gene Ontology annotation, biological process: maturation of LSU-rRNA; maturation of 5.8S rRNA. Gene Ontology annotation, cellular component: nucleolus; preribosome, large subunit precursor.
UCCUCACCAACAGGUGUCCCCAUAGUUUUCUCGACCGCCACAAGUCGAUCACCUCGUGUCCCCCGGAAGUGAAGCCACGAGCGGACAUCCGGCAGCAGCACACGUGAAACCCGAAAAAGCAAAAUAAGACAGACCGCUGACACGAGAUGGACAUCACAGAAGUCCAAGUAAGUCAGGACAACACCGGGAAGAAGAAGAACAAAAAGACACCAAAGAAGAAGAGGAAUGGAAAUGGAGAAGGGAGCGCAGCGCAGAGGAAGGUGGAGGAAGAGGAGGAUGAGAAGAAGAUGGAGAAGAGCGAGGAAGCCUUUCCCCCCACCUUCAGUGUGUCUGAAAUCAAGAACAAGCAGAGGAGACACUUCAUGUUCAUGAAGCUGAAGCAGGAGAAGAGGAAGCAAAAGAUGCAACUGAAGAAAAAGAAGAAAAAAGAAAGGGAGGCUCUCGGUGACAAGGCACCACCUAAAGAAGUCCCGAAGACGAUAGAAAACCAGCGGGUGUACGACGAGACAACAGUUGACCCAGAGGAUGAAGAGGUCGCAUUUGACGAAGGAACUGAUGAGUUUUCUGCUUAUUUCAACGGGCUCACAAAUCCCAAAGUGCUCAUCACAACAUCAGACAGACCCAGAGGGAGGACGGUGAAGUUUUGCGAGCAGCUGGCCACAGUGAUCCCUAACGCCCACGUGUACUACAGACGAGGUUUGGCCCUGAAGAGGGUCAUUCCACAGUGCAUCGCCAGGAACUUCACCUACCUCAUGGUCGUCAACGAGGAUCGCAAAAUGCCGAACGGUUUGGUUCUCUGUCACCUUCCUGACGGGCCGACUGCACACUUCAAGGUCAGCAGUGUUCGACUUCGGAAGGAGAUAAAGAGACGAGGUAAAGACCCCACCGAACACUCACCAGAGGUGAUCCUCAACAACUUCUCCACGCGCCUCGGUCACAGCAUCGGCCGGCUGUUCGCUGCUCUCUUUCCUCAGGACCCCCAGUUCAUAGGUCGACAGGCGGCCACCUUCCACAACCAGAGAGACUUCAUCUUUUUCAGAUUCCACAGGUACAUCUUCAAGAAUGAGAAGAAAGUUGGCAUUCAGGAGCUGGGACCACGCUUCACCCUCAAACUGCGCUCUCUACAGAAAGGCACCUUUGACUCAAAGUUUGGAGAGUAUGAGUGGGUCCUGAAGCGUCACGAGAUGGAUGCCUGCAGACGGAAGUUCCAGCUUUGAGUACAUGAGAUGGAUUCAGUUAUUAAGAUACUGCAGUGGAUUUACACAAACUGACUUUAUAGCUGAUGCCCCAGAUGCUUUGAGGAGGACCAGGCUUACUUCCUGAUUACAUCUUGAGUCUUCUUGAAUAUCGAUUUCUCUGAAGGUGCACCUGCAAAGACUUUUGGAAACUAAAUAUGAGACAAGAACCUGUCGCGAAUGGCGAGGACCUUCACCCUGUCUGUUGUUGGACGCCAGAGAGGAGACACGCAGUCGCCCCAUUAAUCUGAAACCUCUGACCUGCAUGUUCAUGUGGAUGUUGUGUUGUGUUCAAUUCCUAUGAAAUGUUUCUUCACAAGCUGUUUGAAAGUGGCCACAAUGAAACAGUAACAAAUGGAACAUAUUUCUAAAUAUGUGUAUACUUUUAAUAAAACUUUCAACUAUG